Cololabis saira (Pacific saury) is the source of this 771-nucleotide messenger RNA. RefSeq names its product phospholipase A and acyltransferase 5-like. Gene Ontology annotation, molecular function: glycerophospholipid phospholipase A1 activity; A2-type glycerophospholipase activity. The transcript has 7 exons. Lineage: Eukaryota; Metazoa; Chordata; Actinopteri; Beloniformes; Belonidae. Gene Ontology annotation, cellular component: cytoplasm. Gene Ontology annotation, biological process: N-acylphosphatidylethanolamine metabolic process. The record is from RefSeq and is a predicted model, not a curated record. Bases 16 to 771 code for a protein of 251 amino acids.
AUCCUCCACUUCAUCAUGCCUUCUUCUAGGCGCUCAGCCGCUUCAAACAGGAAAUUCACGGUCAUGGAUAAAAAGGAGGCCAAACCUGGAGACCUGAUCACGUUCCCCCGUGAUGGUUAUCAGCACUGGGCUGUUUAUGUUGGUGAUGGAGACAUCGUUCACCUCGUAACACUCGAGUCGUGGGCUGGUACGGGCGUUGUGUUGAAAGAGAAACUGCAGGAUGUGGUGAAGAAGAACAAGUGGAGAGUCAAAAAUCUCCUGGAUUAUAAAUACACACCUCGUCCAGCUGAUGAUAUCGUGAGAGAUGCCUGUUCACUGGUGGAUGCAGAGACGAAGUACCACCUGUUGAAGUACAACUCUGAACACUUUGCCACUGAGCUGCGCUACGGCAGCCCUGAGAGUCAGCAGGAGGCCAAAGGUGGUGACCUGAUCAAGAUCUCCCGUGGUUGUUUUAAGCACUGGGCUGUUUAUGUUGGUGGUGGAAACGUCGUUCACUUCGUACCAGCCAGGUUGUUGGCUAUUAAGGGCGUUGUGUUGAAAGAGAAACUGCAGGACGUGGUGAAGAAGAACAAGUGGAGAGUCAGCAAUCUCCUGGAUUAUAAAUACGAAUGUCGUCCAGCUGAUGAUAUCGUGAAUAAGGCCUGUUCACUGGUGGACACAGAAAUGGUGUACGACCCGGUGAUCUACAACUGUCAACACUUCGCCACUGGGAUGCGCUACGGCUGGUAUGAGAGUCGGCAGAGGCUAAUGGAGAAGGAACAGCUGGACUAG